This is a messenger RNA of Didymella exigua CBS 183.55, 482 nucleotides long. RefSeq lists its product as uncharacterized. Lineage: Eukaryota; Fungi; Ascomycota; Dothideomycetes; Pleosporales; Didymellaceae. Bases 96 to 404 code for a protein of 102 amino acids. The record is from RefSeq and is a predicted model, not a curated record. The transcript has a single exon.
AUGCGGCGUUGCGCGAUAGAUACCCAGUCGCUGGACUUGAGGUGCAUUCUUGUUCUUAGUUUUACUGUACAUGUUUCCAUGUAGUCAAGACCGCAAUGACAUGUGUAUAUGUUCCAGAUGAAAGGUGUCAAAAUACAGACUAUACCCGUACCCCCCCGUUGGCUCUACGAUACUACACGAUCAAGUCAUCUGCAGCACGCACCAUCCAGACCCUCGCAUCUCACGCCAACAUUCAACAGCAACAACGCAUUGGAACACUUUCCCAACAGCAACAACGCGUUGGAACACUUUCCCGACAGCAAUCCUCACGACGGCACGGCUUCUCGUUCAUCAGCACAUGCCAUUUUGCAUUCUACAUGCUAUCCAUCGUGUCGAGCACGUCUGUCAGGCUAAGAGAACCCUAGCAUUCCAUGAGUGAAUUCAAAGAGAAGCCUAGUAACCGUGUGUAAAGUUCGCCAGCACGCUACUCGGCGUGCUUGUAC